Molecule: messenger RNA, 417 nt
Organism: Entrophospora sp. SA101
Lineage: Eukaryota; Fungi; Glomeromycota; Glomeromycetes; Entrophosporales; Entrophosporaceae
Source: the annotation of a GenBank genome assembly
AUGUCAGAUGACGGGUAUUUUGAUGAAAUACGAAAAAGAUUUUUACCAAGUCUGAAAGAUCAUGAAAAAGAACAACUUGAUAUAGACAAAUCUCCAAAAGCCACUACUUUGGAAAAUAUUAACAAUAAAUCUAGGCAAAUUUUUUUAAAGAAAUUUGGAAGGGGAAAAAAUCUCAUUAGGACCAGACCUUCACGAAUUCCUAGACUUUGCCAAUCAACAAAUAUGCAAUCCAUCACAACAAAAAAUGUUAUCUCUAAAUUACAGGAAAUGGGAAGAUUAAUUGGGUUGAAACGAAAACAUAUGGAAACUAAUGUUGUUGUUAAAUCAUCCACGAGAAUUUAUAUUAAUCAAGAAGAAAAAAGAAGGCGUGAAAGAAAAGAGCUCUUGAAACGAAAGCAAGCAGCAAGGAAUGGUUAG